AUGCUUGUCGAGAUGGAGUCUCUACUUAGUAGUGUAGCUCCUCUUGCUCAUACGGCACGAGAGUACUUGAGGAGAGGAGGAAGGCUGGCAAAGAGGGAAGAGAUUGUAGUAAAUCGCAAGGAAGAGGAGCGACUGAUAUACCCACGGAGAGCAAGCCUAGGUCAGGCUUGCGACGAGGCAGAUGAGCCAAGGUUCAAGCUCCGCCAUCGCAAUGUAUCCGAGAGUACCUGA
This is a messenger RNA of Clonostachys byssicola, 231 nucleotides long. Lineage: Eukaryota; Fungi; Ascomycota; Sordariomycetes; Hypocreales; Bionectriaceae. The record is from the annotation of a GenBank genome assembly.